AUGGGCCUCAUCCCUCAAAUUAUUGACUUGCAGCAACCUGGUGCUUGGAAAGCUGUUGUCGUCUUGGUGUUCUCAUUGCUUGUAUUUGGAGCAUGGGCUUUCUACAUCUUCCUAUACCUUGUCGCUCCAAUUCCUCGAGCUCCCCUUGCCUCAGAGAAGAAAUAUAGGAUAGUUGAGUCAGAUGGCAAUAUCUCACCUUAUGAAGACUUGCCAUGUUGGAAAGAUAGACAUGAUGCGGAGAAGAAGGCCAGAAAGCACCCAGCAGAGACAGACCACCCAUUGAAGCCGCCUCCAAUCGCGAAAGCAGACAUUUUCAUGUCGCUUGUAGUCCCCGCUUUUAAUGAAGAAGAGAGAUUGGGUAUUAUGCUGACGGAAGCCGUCGAUUACCUGGAGCAAGAGUACGGGCAGUCUAAACCGCCAAAGGGACAGGCGAACGGCGGUCUGAAGCAGCGUAAGGGUGGUGAAGAGACGAGUAAUGGACACGUUGCCUCCAGCCAUGCAACAACGAAGGGAUGGGAGAUUCUUGUUGUAUCGGACGGCUCGACAGACCGGACCAUCGAUACCGCUCUGGAUUUCGCCAAAAGCUUGAAAGGAACAGCAGCAUCAAACAUACGUGUCAUCAAAUUGCACGAGAAUAGAGGAAAAGGAGGUGCGGUCAUCCACGGAAUGAGGCAUAUAAGAGGCGAAUAUGCAAUCUUCGCAGACGCAGACGGUGCGAGCAAGUUCGAGGACCUGGGUAAGCUUGUGCGGGAGGCCAAGAAGUUCGAGGACGCUGAAGGCCGCUCGGUCGCUGUGGGCUCAAGAGCUCAUCUCGUUGGAAGUGAAGCUGUCGUCAAGCGAUCUUUCCUACGCAAUCUUCUCAUGCACUCGUUCCAUCUACUCAUCCGGCUACUCACUCCACCAGCCACCGGCGCAGUCAAAGACACCCAAUGCGGCUUCAAACUUUUCUCGAGAGCCUCACUGUCAUAUAUCGUCCCUCAUAUGCACUCAGAAGGCUGGAUAUUUGACAUUGAGAUGCUCAUGCUUGCAGAGUCCGCUAGCAUACCGGUCGUCGAAGUACCUGUUGGAUGGAAAGAGGUAAAAGGGAGCAAGCUUAACGUGGUCUGGGAUAGCUUAGGCAUGGCUUGGGGACUUUUUGUUCUGCGAGCUGCCUGGCUACUGGGUAUCUACGAUACGGAUUGA
Messenger RNA from Bacidia gigantensis, 1182 nucleotides. RefSeq lists its product as uncharacterized. The coding region runs from base 1 to 1182 and encodes 393 amino acids. Gene Ontology annotation, cellular component: endoplasmic reticulum membrane. The transcript is spliced from 3 exons. The record is from RefSeq and is a predicted model, not a curated record. Lineage: Eukaryota; Fungi; Ascomycota; Lecanoromycetes; Lecanorales; Ramalinaceae.